AAGUGUUUGAUAUAAUCACAUGUGCAGUGGGCGGAGCGGCCGUGACGUCACGGUCCCGGGCAGCAGGCCCCUCCCCGCCCCGGUGACAUCAGCCGCAGCUCGGCCUCUCUCCUCCAGGAGGAGGAGCUGGAUCAGAUCGGCGGACGGAGCUCGACGGUCCCGCUGCUCCGCUGCUCCUUCACGGGACAGAAGAAGAGCUGUUCUCCGCAGGAAUCAUGGGAGACCGUUGACGUCUGACCGCUUCAGUUUAAGGAAAAACCCACCGGAGCCUGAGCGCACCGGCCGCCGCGCAGUGACGGGUCCCACAACAUGGCCGCCCAUCGAAUCAGAGCCACAGUCAACAACAACAACACUUCUCUGCCUCGCUGCAGGUCGGAAGGGACGCUGGUCGACCUCAGCGACAGCGUGUCGGAGGCCACGCUCACCGAUGUCAAAGUGCCUUCUCCCAGCACCUUACGACUGGACGCCACCGCCUCCUUCGGUGCCGCCAGGGAGGUCGUUGCCAUAAAGGACUACUGCCCGUCCAGCUUCACCACCCUGAAGUUCUCCAAGGGCGACCGCCUGUAUGUCCUGGACUCGUCAGGAGCGGAGUGGUGGUACGCCCACAACAACACGGAGAUGGGAUACAUUCCUGCAGCCUACGUGCAGCCUGUCGACUACAGAGACUCGUCGUUCAGUGACAGCGGGAUGAUCGACACUGUGGGAGACUGUAACGAGGAGGCAGCCAAAGAACUGGACCUGUUAGGAGAGUGGUCAGGCGUGAUCCUGAAACCGACCACCUUCCAGAACGGGAAUCCUUUUGCAGCAACGCAUACCUCUACGAACCCUUUCCUGAACGGAGGACCUCAGAGCUCACUGGACCUGAACAGCAAUGAGAGAUCAGUUGACCUCCUUCUGUUCGACUCGCUUGCUCCGUCAGUGCCCGACUCCGCCAGCAGCACUGUCGACAUAAAUGGUUUUGGUAGUGGUGUUUUUAGCCUGAACCCUCUCAGUCCCACUGUGUCCGUUGGGCAGUCGCUGCGCAGGGACAACCCGUUUUUCAGAAGCAAGCGUUCCUACAGUCUGUCGGAGCUGUCCAUUCUGCAGGCUCAGUCCGACGGCCCUCAGGCCUCCAAUGGCUUCUUCGGAGGCCUGAAAGCUCCGGUGCCGGAGCAGUUCCAGAGCCGGGAGGAUUUCAGGACGGCGUGGCUCAACCAUCGCAAGCUGGCCAGGUCCUGCCACGACUUGGAUUCUCUGGGUCAGAACCCAGGCUGGGGCCAAACGCAGCCGGUGGAAACCAACAUCGUCUGUCGGCUGGACAGCUCGGGAGGCGCCGUCCAGCUCCCAGACACCAACAUCAGCAUCCUCAUACCCGAGGGCCACGUGGGCCCAGGGGACACCCAGCAGAUCUCCCUCAAGGCUCUGCUUGACCCACCGCUGGAGCUGAACAGCGACCGCUGCACCACCGUCAGCCCCGUGGUGGAGAUCAAACUCAGCAACAUGGAGAGCAAAACCACCGUCACCCUGGAGAUGAAGGUGUCCGUCGUGGUGAAGAUAGAGAGCAGAGAGACGACGGAGGUCUUGUGCGUCAGGAGUGACUGUAAAGAGGGACCGUACACUCCCAUUCCUCAGGCCUACAUUUACGGGGACACGGUGCAGGUGUGUCUGGACAACCUGGAACCGUGCAUGUACGUGUGCGUCGUGGCUCAGUCUCAGUCCGUGUCCCCAGACUCCACAGUUUGGGAGCACGUGCUCAAAAAGAUCACCUUAGGCGUGUAUGGUCCCAAACACAUUCACCCGUCCUUUAAGACGGUCGUCGCCAUGUUUGGUCACGACUGUGCCCCAAAGACACUCCUGGUGAGCGAAGUCGGCAAGCAGGCACAGGCUGCACCACCGGUGGCGCUGCAGCUCUGGGGCAAACACCAGUUUGUCUUGUCCAGACCGCAGGACCUCCGGCUCGGCAUUUACUCCAACAUGGCCAACUACGAGGUCAAGGCCGGUGAGAAGGCCAGAGUGGUCCGGGGCUUCCAGGUGAAACUGGGCAAAGUCAGCAGGCUCGUCUAUGUUAUCGCUUCACGCACCAGUGACGAUGUUUCUGACUUCACCUUAAGAAUCCAGGUCAAAGACGACCACGAUUGUAUCCUGGCUCAGUUUUGUGUCCAGACGCCGACCCCGCCGCCCAAAGCAGGUCCGAAGACAUCAGUGCAGCGGCGCUUCCUGAAGAAGAAGGAAGUCGGCAAGAUUGUCCUGUCUCCUCUCGCUGUCGCCACCAAGUAUCCUGUUUUCCAGGACAGGAGGAUAAACAACCUUAAGUUUGGAAAAUUAAUCAAAACUGUGAUCCGACAGACAAAGAAUCAGUACCUGCUUGAGUACCGGAAAGGAGACUUUGUGGCUCUGCUGAGCGAAGAGAAGAUCAGGCUGAAGGGCCAGUUGUGGACGAAGGAGUGGUACAUUGGAUACUAUCUGGGCAGGAUGGGACUCGUCCACGCGAAGAACGUGCUGGUGGUCGGGAAGUUGAAGCCCAUCUACUUCAGCGGGCCCGACCUCACCACCUCCUUGUUCCUGGAGCAGAUACUGAAGCCCUGCAAGUUCCUCACGUACAUCUACGCCUCGGUCAGAACUAUACUGAUGGAGAACAUCGGCAACUGGCGAGCGUUCGCCGACGCCCUGGGAUACGUCAACCUGCCGCUGACGCACUUCUGCCGCGCGGAGCUGGACAGCGAACCUGAGCGUGUGGCGUCGGUGCUGGAGCGGCUGAAGGAGGACUGCAACAACACCGAGUGCAAAGAGAGGAAGUCGUUCCAGAAGGAACUCCUGACGGCUCUGUUGAAGAUGGACUGUCAGGGUCUCGUGGCCCGCCUGGUCAUGGACUUCGUCCUCCUGACCACGGCCGUGGAGUUGGCCGGCCGCUGGAGGGAGCUGGCCGAGAAGCUCGCCAAGGUUUCCCGCCAGCAGAUGGACGCGUACGAGGCGCCGCACCGCGACAAGCACGGCGUGGUGGACAGCGAGGCCAUGUGGAAGCCGGCGUACGACUUCCUGGUCACGUGGGCGGCUCAGAUCGGCGACAGCUACCGGGACGUGAUCCAGGAGCUGCACAUGGGCCUGGACAAGAUGAAGAACCCCAUCACCAAACGCUGGAAGCACCUGACGGGAACGCUCAUCCUGGUCAACUGCCUGGACGCCCUGCGGAGCUCCGCCUUCAGUCCCGCCCCUCAGGACGACUGCGCCAUCUGAACUCUCGCCGCCGCUGCGUCAUCGCGUCGCUCCGGAGCAAAGUUACACCGUGUGAAACGCCGGCGCUGCCUCCGGCUCCUCGUCACUGGACCGUUCCCACGUCUCUGCUCGCAGUAUUCACUCAGACUCUUUUAAUACUUCCUGUCCUGCAUAGCUCUGUAUUUUUGUACUCGUAUUACAGCACAGCCUUUUUUUAAAGCAACACCUUGAACCGGUGGAUCGAACGCCAACAGACACUUUUUCAUAACAGACACUUUUAGAUAUCGAGUCCUCGUCACGUGUCAAAUCUCUUCUAUUUAUUUAUACGUGGUCUUCAGGUUCUGACUGUGGUUCGUCUGAUCCUUCAGCUGUCGUCUGUCGUCCAGGGCUGAAAUAAUGAAUCAGAUCAUCGAGAAAUUAAUCGACAGCAGAUUUCCAUAGUAUGAACUGAUUAAUAAUGUCUGGUUCCAACUUCACUUGUUUCUUUAGUUUCAUAGUGUCAGAAAAAGAAUCUUUGGGUUUUGAAUAUUUUGACAUAAACAAGAAUCUGAAAAUAUUA
This is a messenger RNA of Scophthalmus maximus (turbot), 3751 nucleotides long. Its product is annotated as SH3 domain-binding protein 4. The transcript has 5 exons. NCBI's taxonomy places the organism in Eukaryota, Metazoa, Chordata, Actinopteri, Pleuronectiformes, Scophthalmidae. Gene Ontology annotation, molecular function: protein binding. The record is from RefSeq and is a predicted model, not a curated record. The coding region runs from base 310 to 3213 and encodes 967 amino acids. Gene Ontology annotation, cellular component: cytoplasm.